AUGUUUUUGUUUAAGUUGAUAACAUUAAUGAAAAAUUCAAGCAACACUUUUAUGUUGUUCUUUUUCACAUUAUUAAUCAAUUUUCUAUAUUGGUUAAAUCUUAAAUUUAGAAGAGUUUCUGACUUACUAUUUGGAACAGUCUUUGAACCAAAAUUUGAUUUAGUUUUAGUAACUGGUGGUUGUUCAGGUUUAGGUAAAGAAUUAGUUUCACAAUUAGUAGAUAAAAAUUCAAAAGUUAUUGUUUUGGAUAUUAAUAUACCAGAGGACAAAGAUCCUAAUGUUAUUUAUUAUAAAUGUGAUGUGAGCAAUAGAGAAGAUGUUUUGAGAAUUGCAAAUGAAAUUCAAAGUACUGUUGGUAUAGUUACUGUUCUUAUCAACAAUGCAGGUAUUACAACUGGUAAAACAAUUUUAGAUUUAUCAUAUUUAGAAAUUGAAAAUAUUAUACAAACCAAUUUGAUGUCCAGUUUUUAUACUAUAAAAGCAUUUUUACCAAAUAUGCUAAAAUUAGAAAGAGGUUAUAUAGUAACAAUUGCGUCAGUAUUAGGUUAUAUGUCACCUGCAAGAUUAAGUGCUUAUGGUGCUUCAAAAUCAGGUUUAAUUGCAUUACAUGAAUCAUUAACUUAUGAAUUGGGUCCACCUUCAUUAAACCCUUUUGGUAUUAAAACUUUAUUGAUUUGUCCUGGUCAAUUAAAUACUGCCAUGUUUAAAGGUGUGAAAACUCCUGCAAAGUUAUUAGCACCAGAGUUAGAUCCAAAAUUUGUUGCAAAAUGUGUUAUAUCUGCAAUUGAACAAGGUAAAAGAGGUGAAAUAAAAUUACCUUAUUAUGGCAAAUUUGUACCUAUUUUUAGAGCUUUUCCUUGGCCGAUUGUUGAAGUAGUUAGAAAAUUUUCAGGGAUAGAUAAAAGUAUGAAUUCUUUUAAAGCUAAAUUAUCAAAAGUUGCAAGUAGCGUUACAUCACUUGCAAGUAGAUCAAUUCAAGGUUCUCAAAAAGGGUCAGAACAAGCUAGUGUUCAUCAAAACAAUCUGAAUCAAAACGAAAUUGAACAAAAUCAAUAA
Lodderomyces jiufengensis is the source of this 1056-nucleotide messenger RNA. Its product is annotated as short-chain dehydrogenase/reductase. NCBI's taxonomy places the organism in Eukaryota, Fungi, Ascomycota, Pichiomycetes, Serinales, Debaryomycetaceae. The record is from RefSeq and is a predicted model, not a curated record. Bases 1 to 1056 code for a protein of 351 amino acids. The transcript has a single exon. Gene Ontology annotation, molecular function: oxidoreductase activity, acting on the CH-OH group of donors, NAD or NADP as acceptor.